Molecule: messenger RNA, 1945 nt
Organism: Suillus bovinus
Lineage: Eukaryota; Fungi; Basidiomycota; Agaricomycetes; Boletales; Suillaceae
Exons: 4
Coding region: 184-1698 (504 amino acids)
Source: RefSeq, a predicted model, not a curated record
GAAGGGCUUUGAAAUUCGUCUUAGCCAGACACGGAUCUGAAAUAUACCCUAGAAGGGAUGCCUCGUAAGUGCCAAGUUGGAAGGUAUCCUGAACCUCGGUUCAUCUGAGUUCGUGACAAAUAAAAGCCCUCGCGAUGUUGACUAGAAGUCCCCUCGACCGAAUACCCACUCUCGAUUCCAACCAUGCAGCUCACACUCAUUUUCACCACACUCGUUACAUUUGCUGCUAUUGCUGCAUCACAUUCGACACCAAAAUUAGUCAAAAAACACGCUUCUCUGGCCAAGCGCCAGGAGCUUUUCUCCUCCAACCUCAUCGGCCAUCUCAAGCCUAGGCUUGAGAAGCCUGAUACACCGGAUACACCGGAUACACCUGACUCGCUUGACUUUGGUGAUACGCCUGAUUUUCUCGCGUCGCCUGAAUUACUCCCAUUGCCUCAUCCAUCCGGCUCCUCUGACUCUGACUCCGACUCCUCUGACUCCGACGACAAGUCCGUCGAUUCUGAUUCCUCCGAUUCUGAUUCCUCCGACUCUGAUUCUGACGACAAGUCCGUUGCUUCUGACUCCUCCGACUCUGACUCUGACGACAAAUCCGUUGAUUCUGACUCCGACGAUUCUGAUUCCGACAAGUCCGUUACUUCUGAUUCAGAUGAUAAGACCGCCGAUCCUGAUGCGAGUGGCGAAGCCGACGACGACGACGACAUCGACAAUGAUGACACGGGGAGUGAGGAGCGUGGGGUGCGCGAGGAGGCUGAAUCUCACCAUGUCCACAAGACAAGGUCUGAUACAGUAGAUAAUGGUGACAGCGGGGACACGGGGCGCGAGGAUGUUGGAUCUCGCGACGUCUUCAAGAAACGUUCCAACUCUCGCGUUGACUCUACGUCCGUUGUCUCGGGUUCAACAGAUGAAAGUGACAACAGCGACAGCGGCGACACGGGACGGGAGGAUGUUGGUUCUCACGUUGAAAGAAGAAGCUCCGAACCCCCUGUCUCUAAGUCUGUCUCUAGCUCAACCGAUGAAAGUGACAACAGCGACAGCGGCGACACGGGACGUGAGGAUAUUGAAUCUCACUACGUUCACAAAAGAAGCUCCAACUCCCGCGACUCCAAGUCCGCUGUCUCUGGUUCAGUCGACGAAAAUGACGGCAGCGACAGCGGCGACACGGGACGAGAGGAUAUUGGUUCUCGCUUUGAAAGAAGCUCCAACUCCCCUGUCUCUAAGUCUGUCUCUAGUUCAACCAAUGAAAGUGACAACAGCGACAGCGGCGAUACGGGGCGCGAGGACGUCGGAUCUCAUCGCAUUAACAAGAAAAGCUCCAACUCCCGCGACUCCAAGUCCGCUGUCUCUGGUUCAGUCGACGAAAAUGAUGGCAGCGACAGCGGCGACACGGGACGAGAGGAUAUUGGUUCUCGCGUUGAAAGAAGAAGCUCCAACUCCCCUGUCUCUAAGUCUGUCUCUAGUUCAACCAAUGAAAGUGACAACAGCGACAGCGGCGAUACGGGGCGCGAGGACGUCGGAUCUCAUCGCAUUAACAAGAGAAGCUCCAACUCCCGCGACUCCAAGUCCGCUGUCUCUGGUUCAGUCGACGAAAAUGAUGGCAGCGACAGCGGCGACACGGGGCGCGAGGAUGUUGGAUCUCAUCGCGUUCACAAGAGAAAGGCUUUUGUCUAUCGUUUCAAGGACGAGAAGCGCUACAAAUAGACAAUAUAUUCGAGAGAGCUUUCAAAUUGGGGAGGGGUCGCGAGAAGAAGUACAGAGUUUGAUACAUCGUAGAGCCACGGCAUCAACACUAGCUCAGGUUGGUGUGUGUAGAUCGAUUCUGAGAUCCUUAUUGUGUGUACGAAAAAGCAGAUAGUUGAGGGCGGACUCGUUAGUGUUCUGGAUAAGUAUUUGUCGACGAUGGCGUGUUCACGGUUAGUGUGGGCACCAAAGGGCCCGACCAUUAACC